AUGCUUCCACCAUGCCUUUGGGCACCCUCACUUGAACCACAUACAAUAAUAAAUUCUUAUGCAUAUAAGCAUGCUAUAAUAAGUGAAUGUAUACGUAUAGGCAAGGAAGAAAGUAAAUAUGAAUCACAAAUAAAUGAUAGAGAAAAGGAUUACCUAUUCCAGAAAAAUAUAGAAUUAAAAGCUGGUGAAGAUGUUCCAAUUAAAUUUACUGAUGUUAUUGCACUUUUUGAAACUGUUGACAUUUCAAGGACUGUGCCAUGCAAAUAG
This is a messenger RNA of Entrophospora candida, 267 nucleotides long. NCBI's taxonomy places the organism in Eukaryota, Fungi, Glomeromycota, Glomeromycetes, Entrophosporales, Entrophosporaceae. The record is from the annotation of a GenBank genome assembly.